Molecule: messenger RNA, 1842 nt
Organism: Carassius carassius (crucian carp)
Lineage: Eukaryota; Metazoa; Chordata; Actinopteri; Cypriniformes; Cyprinidae
Product: zinc finger protein 70-like
Exons: 3
Coding region: 66-1433 (455 amino acids)
Biological process (GO): regulation of transcription by RNA polymerase II
Molecular function (GO): RNA polymerase II cis-regulatory region sequence-specific DNA binding; DNA-binding transcription factor activity
Source: RefSeq, a predicted model, not a curated record
AACAUCUGAGCGAAGCCCCCCGGAAACGACAUCAGCCUCCACUAGCAACAGUGUCAAAGCGUUCCAUGGUUUCAGACCGAAAAUCAAAACAACACACGACAGUCUUAUUUCACGAACGAAAUAAUCGCCGUAUUCUAAACUUGUACUGCAACGGGACCUUGGUUUUCCACGGGACCUACGGGCGGCCCAAACACAGAGGAGCGCGAAUGAUGGCGAAUUACCGGGCGUUUCACAGCCAGCUCGCGACCAUCAUGGAGACGCUGACUCGUGCGGCGGUGGCAGAGAUCUGCGAGCUCGUUGACGACGGCUACGCGGUUUUACACAUCGAGAUCUCACGCCACCAGAAAGAGAACGAGGAGCUCCGACGGAAACUGCAGCUCAUAGAGUCCAUCAUCGCGGCGCGGGGGUACAGCGACGAGACACCCGUGGCGCGCGACGGUCGGUGUGAUGGUAACGUGAGUACUCGCGAGUCGCUAGUGGGCAGAAAAACGCAAGAAGGCGGAGAGUCCACCAGCCGACGUACAAUGGCAGAGAUGCGUGAGCUUCGCGAGGAGGGAGAGUUGAUCCAAAUGCAGAUCAAAGAGGAAGGUCUCGAGCAGCCGCCGCUGGGAGAUGAUGACGAUGAUGAGGAUGAAGGUGAAAGUGUUUCAGCAGUAACUCACGACUCUCCGAAACCAGAUGUUGCAGAACUCUCGGGGCAGGAAUCUCACACACACUCACACUCCCCUGAUCAUGACACGCACUCUCACACACUCAUGUUUGCAGACACACACUCCGGCGCUGAUGAGUCCCAGCACUCCAGCGUCGACUUGGCUUCUUCAGAUAAUGCUUCCUUCUCCCUCGCACAAACCUCGUCAGAUACCCGUGCUUCCCAAGUCCCUCGAGUGUUUCAGGAAGACUUGUGCUUGAAGGCUGAUAUGGAUCUGGUAUCUGACUGGGCCACACACUCUGUCCGUAACACGCUCACACACUUGCAGAGCUCUCCACAGAGGGUUGGUGGGUCAGACUCUCUCGUAUCCCAUAAUUCUCCCUUGUUUGCAGCACAGCGGCUCGUUGCUCUGGGUAACGUCUCAGGACUGGGUCUCUAUGGCCGGAUGGGCGCUUUACGGACAGGUGGAGCCGGCAAGCGACACUUCAUCUGCUCGAUCUGCGGCAAGAGUUUCACCACGUCGCAGAGUUUGGACACACACAUGCGCAUUCACACUGGAGAACGACCGUACCGCUGUGAGCAGUGCGGGAAACGCUUCACACAGUCCGGACACCUCACGGCUCACCAGACUGUCCACACCGGAGAAAGACCAUACGAAUGCACCCGCUGUGGAAAACGAUUCGCAGGGAAACAGUACCUCCGCAUACACACCAAGAAACACCAUCCUGACUUGCAUGCACUUUCCCAUAUACAGACUCACACACUGCAGGACACACUUCCCUGAAAGAUGCACAGGCUCACAACAGAGAAUGCAGGACACCAUCUUUGAUGUUUGUUUAAUAUAUUUUAUAUGUUCCAAGUGUUCUUUUGCAGUGUUCCGGCACUUAUUUUAACAGGUAAUUAUGCAGAAACUAAAGCAGUGAAAUGCAUUAUGUUUACAUACUGCAGGGAGACCAUAUGAAAGCCAACAUUAGAAAGCUGGUUUGAGCACAUUCAGAUUCUGAUACCUUCAAUAUGAAAUACUCAGUUUCCCCUGAAUAGCAAAUGUACAUAAAAUGGAUAAUGUGUUGUUUGAGGAGUUUGUUAUGAUCUAAAUUAGAUAUAAUUUUUAGAUUAUACAUUUACAGCUAUUCACAGCAAAAACACUAACUGGAUUUGUCUGUGUUGUAUUUAAUAGAAAUAAAUGGUUUAUU